AGGGGAGGCAGAGGAGAGAGAGAGAGAGAGAGCGGGUGACAACGGGGCUGCUGCUGCUGGUGGAGUGGGAGAAAACACGGGGAAUUACACUUUGCAGAAAAGGCACGCAGAGGAGCGGACACACACACACACACACACACACACACUUCCAAGUGGACACGCUCCCCUCCUCGACCACCUCUCCCCUCCAGUCACGUUGUCCGUGUCGUGUCUCCGGGGCUGUCACCGCACAUUGGACUCGGAGGGAACCAACACCGCCGUCCACCCUUGGAACCCAUGGGGUAACAGACUUUUGAAAGAGAGGAUUUUGUUCAGCUACCCAGAUGAACAACAGGAAGGAGGACAUGGAGAUCUCCUCUCACUACCGUCAGCUCCUCCGAGAGCUCAACGAGCAGAGGCAACACGGCAUCCUCUGUGACGCCUGUGUCAUUGUAGAUGGAAAGAUCUUUAAGGCCCACAAGAACGUCCUUCUGGGCUCCUCACGCUACUUCAAGACUCUUUACUGCCAGGUUAAAAAAGGGGCAGAGCCUCACCACCAGACUACAGUCACUCACCUGGACAUUGUGACUGCGACAGGCUUCAAAGCUAUCCUGGACUUCAUGUACUCUGCUCACCUCGCUCUCACCAGUAAGAACGUCAUUGAGGUCAUGUCGGCCGCAAGCUACCUGCAGAUGACAGACAUUGUCCAGGCGUGCCACAGCUUUAUCAAGGCCGCCCUGGACAUCAGCAUCCGCUCUGAGAUGGCGGAUGAACUAGCAGACUUUGAAAUGGGAGCUGUCACCGCAUCAGGCAUAGGAGGUGGUGGGGGCAGCGGAGGAGUUGGUGUAACGGGAGCAGGAGGAGUAGCUGGAGCGGGCUUAGGAGGAGGUGGGAUAGUGGGCAUGGCCUCGGAAGCCCUCGCCUCCAUCAUGACUGGUCGCAGCACCUCCCCCUGGCUGGCACGCCGCACCAGCCCUGCCAACUCCUCUGGGGACUCAGCUAUCGCCAGCUGCCAUGAGGGAGGCAGCACUUAUGGCAAGGAGGACCAAGAACCCCCCAAGAGCCACGAGAGCCAAGAGGAAGCUUGCCAUGACUCCCAGCCUGCUUGGCUGCAUGACUACAGGCCUGUAAGCGUUAAAGAGGAACAGGUGUCCCCCGCCUCUUCCUCGCAUCCUCGGGACACCUCCAGGGGUGCAGCCCAGAGCCAAAGGGAUCAGCUGGCAGGGGGCGCAAGUGCAGGCGGAGACGGACCCUGGCAACCCUUAACAGGGUCAGGGCGGAGGAAGAACAGGAAGAAUAAGGACACAGUCAGACAUAUAACCCAACAGGCUGAGAGGAACUGGGACAGAGAGCGGGACAGGGAGAGAGACAGGGACAGUAGGCCUGGCUCUCCUCUACCAACUAUGCUGGCUGUGGCUGGCUGGAACUACAACGGACAGGAUAUUUCAGGCGCAGAUGUGACCGAGCCCAACAGCUCAGACAGCCGUGGCGAACGCCUUGACUUUUUCCUCAAACAGGAAGAGGCUCUCGCAGCAGAGCCGGGCUUCCUGGGCACCAACGAAUCAGAGGAGGUGAGCAGAGGAGGAGGAGGCGGCUGUGGGACGAUCUCAUCGGUAGCCAACCUGAAGGCGGCACUGAUGAGUAAGAACAGCUUGCUGUCGCUGCGGGCUGAGAUGAUGGGAGAUGAUAACCCCUUGCUCUAUGAGUAUCUCCCCAAGGGAGGACACUCCCUGUCUUUGAAUGACUUCACGGUGAUCCGUAAAAAGUUCAAGUGCCCCUACUGCAGUUUCUCUGCCAUGCACCAGUGCAUCCUAAAGAGGCACAUGCGCUCCCACACUGGUGAGAGGCCCUACCCAUGUGAAAUUUGUGGCAAGAAGUUCACCCGGAGGGAGCACAUGAAGAGACACACGCUUGUCCACAGUAAAGACAAGAAGUACGUGUGCAAAGUGUGCAGCCGCGUCUUCAUGUCGGCAGCCAGCGUCGGAAUCAAACACGGCUCCCGUCGCCACGGCGUUUGUGCCGACUGCUCCGGUCGAGGCAUAGCGGCGCUGCUGGACCACAACGGCGAAGUGGGAGGGGACAUCUCUCCUGAGGAGGAGCUGUAUCCGGUCGAUCGCUUCCACGACGACCAGGCUGAGUGUGAUGGCGACGGGGAGGGCGAGGAGGAGAUGAUGGCGGAAGGGGACGGAGAGAUGAUCGGGGAAGCCGAGGAGGAUGCGGCCAAGUGGAAGGACUCGGGGAUAACGGCCAAGGCUCACCGAGAGCUGGACAAUGAGAAGGAGGAGAGCGACUCCUCGGCACAGGAGGGGGAGCAGCAGAACGGGAGCGAGAGGGACUUUUCUUGGAUCUCCUAGAACCCGCCGAUCUUGUUUGUGGCUCGGCAACCAAUCUUGAAGAUCUUUUGGGAUCUUUCAGGCCUCUCUUGACCCCACACUGGGCAGGCCUUCCUUUGGAUACAGAUGCAGUGGGGUUAUGCGCGACAAUGAUUUAUGACACACACACACACACACACGCACACACACACACUCCUCAGCUGAAAAAGAUGACAAGAUGGCUGAAGGAGAAGCUUCUUUCUGCUUACCUCCUUUUACUUCUGAUGCAGUGUUUUUAUCCUUAGCGCUCUCAAGGCGUCACUGGACAGGAUAUGGCCUGCAACUUUGUGUGUUGGCCAUCACAAUCACCAUGGAAACCCAGGGAUCGCGGUCAGCGAAGGGGGGUGUCGUGGAAAUCUUAAUCUAUUGCAAAGCUCCACGUGUCUGAGGACGAGGAGGUCCGACGGCACACUGUGGACGAGUCCUACUGCCACAGACUUGCACUUUAAUUACGCUGACUCCUAGCUAAGCCCCAGCCCUCGGUUUACAUUUCCAAUCAAGUCUUGGUGACCGCACCUACCUUUAAGGAUUUGCCCUCCUGCUGGCGUAGAAAUCUUCGUGCAGAUUGUCGUCUCAUAUAGCCUUUGCCCUCCAGAGUGCGGAGGGGGUCCUUCAUCGUCCCUUUAGUUGGAAGCACGCUUUCUGCGCUCAAGUGGCGUUUUGACACGUGUACAUAGAAAUGUCUGGACGAGAGGACCUCACCUUGAAGCGGACACGGACACGCCGUGGACCGCUUCCGGACCUUUCUGUCUCUAGCUGGGAUUCUGGCAUGAGGCUGUGACGCGACACGGCUGCCUUUAUCCUCUUUCUUUUUUCCAUUUCUUUUCUUCUCUGUCAGUCACGUAAUUCCGAGUUUCCGAAUAUGCAGAAUUUGAUUGAAGUGUGUAAAGGCUUUACGGCUCGGAAAAGGAGAGUGAAAGAUGCGCUUGAAGUUCAGUCCUUUUGCUUUGGUUUUGUAUUUAUUGAAGGUCUGUUGUGGACUCUUGAAGUCGUCCCCUACUCUCUCUCUCAUCGGAGCGAGCGGGAUGUAUGCAAGGAUGCUCUUAUUUCAGAAGAUCAGUUCAAUGUUUGACAACGUUAUUGGAGUGAGGCUGGUGUCUUAUUAUGAUUAUCACAACUGUGAUUACUGUUGGUGAUGUUACUGUUAUUAUUAUUAUUAUUAUGAUUAUUAUUAUGAUUAUUAAGUGCUGAAUGCUAAGCUUUAUUGUCUGCUCUUUUGGGGAUAUUUUAUAUCUUGUACAAUUGGGGAAAAAAGCUUUUAUACGUUGCCUUGUUGUGGACAGCAAGCCAUGGGGGCUUUUAUCAACCUUUUUAUUGUGCCAGUUGAUGCUUUUUUCUGUCGUAUUUGCUUUUUCUUUCUACGGGAUUGGGGGGCGGGGGGGACAACACCGUUAACCAUCCAUUUGAUAUCGACGGCGACAUAUAUUCUGCACACGCUUUGGCAUCACUAAUGUACACUAAUUGAUGAAUAUUGAACCAAAAACGAUCGAGUACCUUGUAUACAUAAGUGCUUUUCGUUCCAUAGCAUGUGUGCAGGUGCUUUUUUGGAUAUAUUGGCGUGGUUUUCUUGUUGUAUUUAUUUUUGUCACGCUUUGGUAAAAGUGUUCUUAUCGUGAAUAUGAAGGGCUGUGUGGCUAGCUUUGUCAUGACACACAAUCAAGGAGAAAAAUGCAGCAUGCAGACAAAACACUGUGCUGCUGCUUCUACCUGUCACCGCUUUUGCCGGCUCAUUUGCAUAAAAGGGAACGCGCACAUUAAGUAAGGCCUCGCUCCGAAAGGCGCCGUGGACUGCACUUCCCACUACAAUUCUUGUGACAACUAAUUUUAUUUUUAUUUCUUAUUUAUUGUGUUUUUGUUCACCCGUUUAUCAGAUAGCUGUGAAGACGAUAGAAGGGUGAAUUUCAGUGAAUGUUUAUUGCGAGUGUGGAAGGAGCCCAUCAUGAUUGUUGUUUUAAUGUGUGUGUGUGUGUGUGUGUGUGUGUGUGUGUGACAAACUCCCCGGCCUUGCACUCCUCUCAUAACCUCAACCUCGUCUUCUUCCUCAUACUGGGUUGUACUUCAGGAAAACGUCUGCCAUCAACCUCCUCAAAUAUGUGCCUCGAUGACCCUUAACCUGCGUGCUUGCGCUUGAGAGAAGUUGGCUGAUUAUUAUUAUUAUUAUUAUUAUUAUUAUGAUUAUUAUUAUUAUUGUUAUGAGACCUUGCUAGGCCUUGUUAGACUGAAAUCAUACAAAACAUUUCCGAGACAAAUCAAAAUAAGUGAAUUGAUUUUCCUUCCCGCCGUGUUUUUCUAACCAUCAGUGCCGUGUUGUUGUUGUUUUUUUUGUGCGUGUGGGUUUUUUUUGGGGGGGGCGGUCUUAAAAAGCAUGCCUGUGUUGAUUUUGUCAUACCAAAGCAACGUCUUCAGCAUCUGCACACAACGGUCUCAUUCCACGCGAUGCAAAACUGGAAGUGUUUGCCCUACUGCAGAUGAUUUAUGGGUAUUGUUGGAUGCGGACAUUUCGCCUGUACAGACGGAUCCACAUGUGCAAAUCAUGAAGCCAUAGAUAUGGGUAUGUCUAUUGUAUACUAUAUUUCCAAAAUUGGCGCUUUUUACUUUAGAGUGUGUUCUUCUACUAAGAGUGAUGUGUGUAUACCUUCAUAUAUAUGAAUUUAUAUGACUAUUAUAUUAUUUAUUUUCUCUCAACUUUAAGAGGGUCUUUGAUUUGUACGAGGUCGCACUUGAAGCUUGAGCUUUGUUUAUUUUCACUGGGAAUAUUGUUCAAACUGACUUUAUAUUGAUCAAUAACUUGUGUUUGUAACAAAAAGUGUUUAAAUAAUCCCCAAAAAAAGAAAGCUGUUCUGUCUUUUUUGUUUUUGGGGGGCAGAGGAAGUGCUCUUGUGCAGAUGUUUUUGGGUUGAUAGCUCUGGUCACUAAACAUUUUUACAGACUUUAUCAACCAUGAGCCUCCAGUUUUGAUGUUGGCCGAGCAAGCCUCUUUCUAACGUCAUGUUGCUUGACUAUUAUUUGCAAAAACCAAUCAGUCUCAAUAAAUUUUGAAAUUGCUGCUGUAAA
Molecule: messenger RNA, 5405 nt
Organism: Dunckerocampus dactyliophorus (ringed pipefish)
Lineage: Eukaryota; Metazoa; Chordata; Actinopteri; Syngnathiformes; Syngnathidae
Gene: zbtb46
Product: zinc finger and BTB domain containing 46
Exons: 6
Coding region: 324-2333 (669 amino acids)
Biological process (GO): regulation of transcription by RNA polymerase II
Molecular function (GO): RNA polymerase II cis-regulatory region sequence-specific DNA binding; DNA-binding transcription factor activity, RNA polymerase II-specific; protein binding
Source: RefSeq, a predicted model, not a curated record